Molecule: messenger RNA, 897 nt
Organism: Racocetra persica
Lineage: Eukaryota; Fungi; Glomeromycota; Glomeromycetes; Diversisporales; Gigasporaceae
Source: the annotation of a GenBank genome assembly
UUAAAUUAGCUCAAAAACUCAAACCAGUUAAUGUCAUUAUUAGCAUUGAACAUAAAUUUAAUAACAUCGUAAUUUCUUUAUAUAAUAAGAAUGAUCAAAAGAACAAAGAAUUUAUUGAUAGUGUUAAAUUUUUCAAUCCGAUUAUAAGUAAUCCAUCAAAUGAUGAAAACGGAGAAAAUGAGGAAACAGAAGAAGAAAAGGAAGAAACAGCAUCUAAAUCAUCUAUUCGAGAAAGACAAGUACACGAAGUUAUAUUAGGCGGCGACAGAAUUUACGGUAAAAAUGGUCAUGAGAGAGUUACUGGUAGUGCGGGAUUUUGGGUAUUAGAUAAUUCCAAUCAGAGUUAUUUAUUAACCGCAGGUCAUGGAGCUAGAGUUCUUAGUAACAGAUCUAGGACUGUGAAAUUUUAUUCAAGUUCAAAUACCAUAAUCGGUCCAAUGCAUUAUUAUCAUUCUAACAUAACUGAUUUUGGAUUAAUUUCAUAUGAGAAUCCAGAAAUCAUACCAGUACCAAGAAUAAGGAACUAUGAAGCUGCGCUUUACCCUGAGAUAUUUAUAGAAGACGUUUUAUUUAUGAAUACUGAGGGAUCUCAUGUAUGUAAAUCUGGUGAAAAAACCGGUACAACUUGCGGGGAAUUGGCUGCAAUCGAUGGCGUGUCUACAAAUAGUAAAGGUUUUAUACUUUACGGAAUCCUCAAAAUGCGGUUGUUUGCUGCUGGUGGCGAUAGUGGUGGUUCUGUAUUUCAUUAUGUAGACCUUUCACAUCGUUAUUCAUUUCCUUAUGCAUACGCAGUUGGUAUAUUAGUGCGUUCAAAUGUUAUUAGAGGCACUAGCAUAGUUGUACCAGCAAACGUAAUCAUGCAAUAUGGUAUUAGAUUUAUGGAAGGCGUUUAUUUUA